UGUCACUAACUUAUGUAAAACAUAUAUUUCAGUACACAUUCUCUAAAAGUGAGCUCCGGGAACAUGGAGAGAGAUCUUCAGUCACCGACAUCUUAUGUACUAAGUAUAAAGUGCACACAAACAUAAGAGAUGUUGGACUAGAUCGUAAUCCCCAAAUCUGCACAUGGCUCUCACCCUUUUCAUGUGGAUAGUCGGGUGGUCUUCCACUGUACACUUGCCACCCACGCCCUUGAAAGGUACUCUGUAGGGCUAAGAUACACAUGAUGGGGAGAGGUUAACAGCUCGAGGCAGGGAUUUAGAGUUUAAACUUCUGUUUUCACUGAAACUUUUUUUUCUGUUCAGUGGACUAGAUUGUGGAGCCCUUACACAGGUGCGCACUAACAUAAGUAGUCCCAUUGAUUUUUAAAAUUAAAUUGCUUUUAUCUCAAACAAGCAUCACAAACUAAUUUUCAGAACACUCCUGUAUGAGGCAGGCUUUUCUUCCAUUUCAUAGAAGUUAAGUGACCCUCCCUAACUUCACAGAGGGAGUCUGUAGCAAGGCAGAAUAGUACGUUGGAAUUUGUGUCCAGACUAUACCUUUGUCAGCAGUUGUCAGCCAAAGUAACAUGUUAAACAGCAGAGCAGGAGCUUGUGACACUUUGUCUUCCUGGGGGGAGUACUUGUGGAAUGUUGUGUUGCAUUCUCCUGAGGUUAACAGCAACAAUAGCAUUGGCCUUUCCAGUCUUCUUUAGGUAUGCUGCAUACAGUAUUGCAACAGCAGAUCUCAAACUUUUGCUAGUUAUAAUACAGUCAGUGUAAGCAAACACAUCUAGUGUUCUUUACAUUCUAUCUGUUAGGCUCUGGAGAACUUUAGUCAUAUCUUAGUAAAUGAGCUCCUGUUUUUUCUUGGAAGUCAUAGCUGGACCAGUGAGUCUCCAGUGCUAUGUAAUCUACUGGCAUCUACUCAUUGCCCAUAAUUGGGACCGAUUGCAGUGUGUGUACUAACCUACUGCCUUCACUCAGCAAACCCUAUUUGAAGUAGGGCACUUCAGAGUUCAGCCGUAUGGUACAUUAUCCCUUACUCCCCUACUUUCUUUGCUCUCCUCUAAUACGGCAUCAAUAUAGCACUUACUCACCUCAUUUCACCCCCCCCCCCCCAAAAGAGUGGGCUCUACAUAAUCUCCUUCCUCUACCAAAUUGAUAGUGAUGUUUUGUCAAUAACAAAUUUACAGACAGUUGCAAGCAUGAAGUCCAAAUCCAGAGCUAUGCCGAAGUCCCUACACUUUUCCUUGGGGGAACAGUCUUUGUUUAUUGACCAUCUUCCUACACUUUCCUCCCAGAAAUCUUAGUUCUGUCCAUUUCAGUGGAGUGAAGAGGAUAUGCUCUUAUUUUCUAUCCCUGUUUUGAUUUUGUAUGGCAACAGUAGUACUGAAGCUUUUGAGCCAUGAUGUAGGUUAAUAGUUGUGUUUAAACCUAUGUGGGCACUGUUCUAUGCUAGCCAUAAACACACAAAAAGACAACUCUCACUUCCUUGAAAAGCUCAGUGUUUGACAAAACAGACAUCAAAAUGAGAGGAGAGAAUGGAAUACACCACCUUUUCCUCCUCCUCCCCUCCCAAAUUGGUUUUUAAUUUAUUUGUAUAUUGUGCCCAUUUGCGUCCAUUGGAAUCCUGUCUUUGAAUUAAACUUGAGCCCCUUUGUUCUUUGUCACUUUAUAGCUCUGCCCUAAUUAUUUAUGCUUUUUGUUUUUAAAAUGUUUAACCCUUUCCUUCCUUUUCACUGUGGCUGAGUUUUGUGGGAUUUUCAAGCCUUCCUAUACCUGCCUCCAACAUCCCACAUUAAGUGUGGCUAUGGCUGUUAGGAGCUGCUGUCAGAAUGACAUUGAAUGCAGUGAAGAUUGGAGAAAAGGGGUGUUAUGUGGUCACACCAAAAAGAGUUUGCAGAUCCUGCUAUUGUCCAACUGCAUGUAGGCUAGGUUUUUUUAAAGAAGCCUACAGUUAGGCUCCCACAUCCUGUUAAAAUUCAAUGGAAGUUUGGCACUUUUGUUCUUAUAUCCCUUAAAGUAGGAGGAGUAAUAGCUCUGUUUGUGUGUUUCUAAGCAGGAAAUGAUUGAAGGUGGGGAUCUAUAUUUUAUUUCUUUAACUUUGUAGCAGGAAUACAAACAGCAGGAAGUUGAGGUAGGUCGAGAAACUCUACCCUAGACAGAGACUAUUGCUGAAAAAUUCUUGGUCCCUGUUGAAAGAAAGCAAGUCUGGUGCUGGUUAUGGCAGCAAGGCUUGAGGAAGAGACUCUACCCUUCCAACCAGGUUUCAUCAUACCACAGAAAACCUACUCUCUGCACCUUAAGUCUAGAACGUGGGCUGCCUGUAUCUAGGGCUCGCUGCGCUAGGGCUAUGACUCCCCAGCUCGGGUAUGCCUAGCACUACACCUCGCUGCGCUAGUGUGACUAUAAAUAGCAGUUUAACUGCCCUGGAGGUAGGGCUGAGCCGGGUAGCCUAGGUAGCUCCUGCCCUUAAAUCUGUGGUUAUGCUGCUAUUUAUAUUCCUACCGCCUCACGAAGAUGCGUGCCUGCGCCGGGGCAUCACCCUCGCUUGUAAUGCAGACAGAGCCUGUGGUCUCCUUCUACUUAGUCUCACAGCACCCCGGGGAGGGCGGCUGCCGCAGAGCAGGGACUUGAGCCGGGCCCUCCUGUGCCCCAGCCUAGCACAUUCACCCCAGGGCCCGCCUUCGGUAGGGGGCGCCCAGCCAGGGAGGUCUCAGGAUGAAACGUAAAUAGCAACGUCUCCCCCGGCCUCCUGACAUGGGGGGAACCGGUUUGUGCCCCUCUAGCAGCACCCCCCCCAUCGAGUUCGCGGGGUGGGGGGGGGGGCAAGCAGCGGCAGAGCCCUGAGUCGCCGGGGCACAGAACUCCUCCAGCCCCGCGGCGGCGGAGAGAGAGCGCGAGCUUCUCCCGGGGCUGCGGGGGAGGAGAGCGAGCUCUGGCGGGAGCCAGGACGCGGGGAGGGAGACAGGGGAAAGCGAGCUCCGGCCGGGGAGGGGGGGCAUGUUCCGGGGUCGAAGUUAAAUGUCUGUGCGCGCUCCCAUCAUGGGCCCCUUUCCGUCCCUGUCGCAUGGGACCUCCCCACCCCGCCACGUGUGGACGCCCCCCGCCUGAAGGGGGCGCAGCCCUUGACCUCUGACCCGCUGGGGAUGACGCGUUGGGUCCUUUAACGUGUUUAGGCGCCGUCCCCCCGCCUGAGCCAUCUGCCCCGGUCCGCUUAACGGGUCAAGGAAUGGAGUCAUUUUGGCGGGGUGAAGGGUCCUUCCCGGAAAGGGGAAUGUUGCCUGUUGUCCCGGGUCCCGCCCCUCUCCCAGACUCCCACACGCACACUACUCAGGAAGUGGGUGGCCACGGCGCUGCCUGAUCCGUUACCGGACCGGUAGAGGGGAGGGGUCCUGAUUGUCCCUGCGUCGCGGAACAGGGCCGGCAGUCACGUGAGUGGCAGCGGCCGGCGCCUCGGAGCGAGGAGGGGGCUGCAGGGGGAGGGGAAGCCCGGACUCCCCUCGGCCAGGCAGGCCCCCGCCGCCAUGGGCAUUAAAUUUUUAGAAGUUAUUAAGCCUUUCUGUGCAGUUUUACCUGAAAUCCAGAAGCCUGAAAGAAAGGAUGCAGUAUUCCAGUAGGGGUCACACCAGUGUCAAAUACAGAGAUCCAGUUCAGAGAGAAAGUACUAUGGACAGCUAUUACACUAUUCAUUUUCUUAGUGUGCUGUCAGAUACCUUUGUUCGGAAUCAUGUCAUCAGACUCUGCAGAUCCUUUCUAUUGGAUGAGAGUAAUUCUUGCAUCAAACAGAGUGCCUGAAGUAAUGCUGUCCUGAGCCCCAAGCAAUGCCUCUAAAUGAUACUGCAAUGGACUUUGAUGGAGUUGGGUAUCUCACCCAUUGUGACAUCUGGUUUGAUCAUGCAGCUCUUAGCUGGUGCCAAGAUCAUUGAAGUUGGUGAUACACCAAAAGACAGAGCUCUUUUCAAUGGAGCCCAGAAAUUGUUCGGGAUGAUAAUUACCAUUGGGCAGGCCAUUGUGUACGUCAUGACUGGGAUGUAUGGAGAUCCUGCUGAAAUGGGUGCUGGAAUUUGUCUCCUUAUCAUAAUUCAGUUGUUUGUUGCUGGUUUGAUUGUGCUGCUGUUAGAUGAGCUGCUGCAGAAGGGUUACGGCUUGGGGUCUGGUAUUUCCCUCUUUAUUGCUACCAACAUCUGUGAAACCAUUGUCUGGAAGGCCUUUAGUCCCACUACCAUUAACACUGGCAGAGGAACGGAGUUUGAGGGUGCAGUGAUUGCAUUAUUCCAUCUUCUGGCUACACGAACUGACAAAGUCCGUGCUUUGCGGGAGGCUUUCUACCGACAAAACUUGCCCAAUCUCAUGAAUCUGAUUGCUACCGUCUUUGUGUUCGCUGUGGUCAUAUAUUUUCAGGGGUUUCGUGUUGAUUUACCUAUCAAGUCUGCCCGAUACCGUGGACAGUACAGUAGCUAUCCCAUCAAGCUCUUCUAUACCUCCAACAUUCCCAUCAUUCUUCAGUCUGCCUUAGUUUCAAACCUCUAUGUUAUUUCCCAGAUGUUGUCUGUUCGGUUUAGUGGCAACUUCUUAGUAAACUUACUAGGACAGUGGGCAGAUGUCAGUGGUGGUGGCCCUGCUCGCUCUUACCCAGUUGGUGGUCUCUGCUAUUACCUGUCUCCCCCAGAAUCCAUGGGUGCUAUAUUUGAGGAUCCUGUCCAUGUAAUUGUUUAUAUCAUUUUUAUGUUGGGAUCCUGUGCGUUCUUCUCCAAGACAUGGAUUGAGGUGUCUGGUUCAUCAGCAAAAGAUGUUGCUAAGCAACUGAAAGAACAGCAAAUGGUGAUGAGAGGCCACAGGGAUACAUCGAUGGUUCAUGAGCUUAAUAGGUACAUCCCUACAGCAGCUGCAUUUGGUGGCUUGUGUAUUGGUGCCCUCUCAGUAUUAGCAGACUUUCUUGGAGCCAUUGGAUCAGGCACUGGCAUCCUGCUUGCAGUCACCAUUAUUUAUCAGUAUUUUGAAAUAUUUGUAAAAGAACAGGCUGAAGUUGGAGGAGUGGGUGCUUUAUUUUUCUAAAUGUCCAAAUAUUUCAUGAUUUGCUUGAAAGGGAAAGUAUUCUGACAACAUGCCUCACAUCAGUCCAAUAAUGCUGUCGUCUUUUUCUUUGUUUUCAAGUGCUAAGUCCCAUUAUCAUAAUGGGCACUGAGCAAUGCCUGUGUGCAGCAUCAGUACCAGCUGCCUUAAGAAUAAAGUUUACAUUAUCUUGUUUAAAUAGAUCUAGUGUUGCCUGUAAUGCUGGAAAUAAAUGCAUCUACUUUGCUAUUCAGACACUACAGUGAGAUGGUAAAAUGUAAGAGUUUGAUUAUUAGUAAACAUUUUGCACACAGCGUGAAGAUCUUAAAUUGAUUUCCCCAUUUUUAGUCAGAAAAAAAUACCAGAGUGCAGAUUGCCACAUGCCAAUAUUCUUGAGCUUAUUAAAUAAGUUCUUGACAGAAUUUGUAUGUAAUCUAUAUUUUACAUGAAUUACUUUUUAUACUUUUUUAACGUGCAUUUCCCCAUGGUUGUGCUUCAGUAUUCCCUCUUCAUUUGUGUUGUCUCCACUUGGGCACCAAACUCCUCGUCAUGAGGGUGGACAAAUGUUUUACCUGAGAUUGCUGCUACUCUCACCGGUGAAUUGGUUCUGCUGUGGGGGGUGCUGUAUGUGCAAGGCCCAGAGAGCACUUCCAUUCUCAGCCCUGGGCUUCCCGCAUGGUAGGUGCAGUCAUGCCACCAGGUUGGUCUAUGCCUUUUGUAUUUAACAUGUACUUGUGAAAACUGCCACUGAAACUUCAUGUCCACUUUGCUUUUAUGAUUCUGAAGGACAGAGGCCUGCUUCCUAAAGCAUUGUUCGGAGUGGGGAGAUGGGGGAAAUAAGCAAUUCCUGUUGAAAAAUUAUUUAUGUUGUCAUACUUUACAACAGUAAUGUAACUAGUAUAAACAUUAGACAAUAAACUUAUUUAAUUAAA
Messenger RNA from Chelonia mydas (Green sea turtle), 6005 nucleotides. RefSeq names its product SEC61 translocon subunit alpha 2 (gene SEC61A2). Lineage: Eukaryota; Metazoa; Chordata; Testudines; Cheloniidae. The transcript has 14 exons. Gene Ontology annotation, molecular function: ribosome binding; transmembrane protein transporter activity; signal sequence receptor activity. Gene Ontology annotation, cellular component: membrane; Sec61 translocon complex. The record is from RefSeq and is a predicted model, not a curated record. Bases 3853 to 5076 code for a protein of 407 amino acids. Gene Ontology annotation, biological process: post-translational protein targeting to membrane, translocation; SRP-dependent cotranslational protein targeting to membrane, translocation.